UCAAAGAGACCCUUUGUCCCGUGCCCAGUUGGCCACUUAGAACUUUGUGGAAUAUUUUCCCCUGCCGAAACCCAGAACACUGUAGUGAACGACUGUAGGUGACGCAAAAUCUCAUUCCGAGAUAGAAAAUUCAGGGAAGGAAGAAGAAGAAGAAGAAUGAAGAGCAUACCUCUGCUUCUGAUGGGCUGUGGAGGUGUUGGUCGCCAGCUCCUUCAACACAUUGUCUCCUGCAGAUCUCUUCAUGCCAAGCAGGAAAUCCAUUUGCGAGUGGUGGGAGUCUGUGACAGUAAAUCGUUAGUUGUUGCAUCAGAUGUAUUCACCAGGGAAUUAAAUGAUAAAUUUUUAUCUGAAGUUUGCCGGGUGAAGUCGAAUGGUUUAUCUCUUUCUAAGCUUGCUGAAUUUGAUGAAUGCCUAAUAUACUCGAAUUCAGAGUCAAAAAGAAAAGUAAUAGAUAUUGCAGCUCUACUAGGAAAAUCAACAGGUUUGGCUUUUGUAGAUUGCUCUGCGAGUUACGAGACUAUUGCAGUGCUAAACCGAGUAGUUGAUUUAGGAUGUUGUAUUGUCAUGGCAAAUAAGAAGCCUCUUACUUCUACACUAGAAGAUUAUGACAAAUUGUAUUCCUAUCCACGAAGAAUUCGGCAUGAGUCAACUGUUGGUGCUGGCCUUCCUGUUAUAGCAUCCUUAAAUCGUAUACUUUUGUCUGGGGACCCUGUUCAUUGCAUAAUUGGGAGUUUGAGUGGAACUUUGGGAUAUGUAAUGAGUGAGGUUGAAGAUGGAAAGCCUCUGAGUGAAGUUGUUAAGACUGCCAAAAGUUUGGGCUUUACUGAACCAGAUCCCCGGGAUGACCUUAGUGGGAUGGAUGUUGCAAGGAAGGCUUUGAUUCUUGCUCGACUUCUUGGAAGGCGGAUUAACUUGGAUAACAUUAAAAUUGAGAGCUUGUAUCCUGAUGAAAUGAGACCUGAUGUUAUGUCUGUUGAAGAAUUUUUGGCUAAUGGUAUUAAAUUACUUGAUAAUGACGUUGAAGAAAGAGUUAAAAAGGCAUCCUUGAAGGGGAAUGUGCUCCGCUAUGUUUGUGUAAUUGAGGGUUCAAGGUGUGAGGUUGGCAUUCAAGAACUCUCUAAGACUUCUCCUUUGGGGAGAUUGAGAGGAAGUGACAAUGUGUUGGAGGUAUACAGCCGGUGUUAUAAUGAACAACCACUGGUCAUUCAAGGUGCUGGAGCUGGCAAUGAUACUACAGCAGCUGGUGUGCUUGCUGAUAUCCUGGAUAUUCAGGAUUUAUUCCCUUGAAAAAAGUGGGUAAUUCACUUCUGAGACUCAGAUCAUAGAGUCGAUGUCACAGGAUGCGCCACCAAGACAUGCAACAAAGCAAUGUCAGUUUUUGAAAAAUGAAGUGGACAUUUUUCAAUUGGGAGCUAGUAAUGCAGUUGCAACAAAGAUUUUGGUAUGUCAGUGCAUGCAUUUGCUAAUACCAUUUAAAGGUGAAAUUGUGCAUGCUGGAAGAAAUAUUUUUUAGAAGUAAACUUUUUGUGCAACUGAACUUCAAAUAGUGGGCAUUAGGUUCUGAUGUUUGUUUGUUUGAAGUCUGGAUAUGUAACCUUUACAGCAGUCAAAGAAAUUGUGAAAGAAGUAUGGAACUUUGAGGUCA
This is a messenger RNA of Hevea brasiliensis (rubber tree), 1645 nucleotides long. RefSeq lists its product as uncharacterized. NCBI's taxonomy places the organism in Eukaryota, Viridiplantae, Streptophyta, Magnoliopsida, Malpighiales, Euphorbiaceae. The record is from RefSeq and is a predicted model, not a curated record. The transcript is spliced from 12 exons. Gene Ontology annotation, biological process: aspartate family amino acid biosynthetic process. Gene Ontology annotation, molecular function: aspartate kinase activity; homoserine dehydrogenase activity. The coding region runs from base 157 to 1287 and encodes 376 amino acids.